AUGCCUCUUAGGGAGGUGAAGAAAGAAAUGGUGGUCAAUUUCAUUCGAACUCAAUUGAUCUAUCGAUAUGGUGUCCCUCGUUAUAUCAUAACUAAUAAUGGCAAACCGUUCUACAAUAGGCUGAUAAUAGGGCUAUAUGAGAAGCUUGGAUUUAAACAAUACAACUCCUCCAUGUACAAUGCUCCGGCAAAUGAAUUGGCUGAAGCAUUUAACAAAACACUUGGCAGUUUGUUGAAAAAGGUGGUAUCCAAGACAAAACGAGACUGGCAUGAAAGAAUCAGAGAAGCAUUAUGGGCAUAUCAAACAACAUUUCGAACUCCUACUCAUGGGACGCCAUAUUCUCUCGUCUAUGGAGUGGAAGCCAUCCUUCCCUUAGAAUGCCAAAUCCCAUCAUUAUGGAUUGCCAUUCAAGAAGGACUGACUGAAGAAGAAAAUGCUAAGCUCAGAUUGCAAAAAUUAAAGGCACUUGAUGAGAAAAGGCUCAAGGCCCAACAACGUCUUGAGUGCUAUCAAGCUCGUCUUUCAAGCAUAUUCAAUAAAAAAGUUAAACCAUGA
Quercus lobata is the source of this 555-nucleotide messenger RNA. RefSeq lists its product as uncharacterized. Gene Ontology annotation, biological process: DNA integration. The record is from RefSeq and is a predicted model, not a curated record. Lineage: Eukaryota; Viridiplantae; Streptophyta; Magnoliopsida; Fagales; Fagaceae. Gene Ontology annotation, molecular function: nucleic acid binding. The transcript has a single exon. Bases 1 to 555 code for a protein of 184 amino acids.